AUGUCGUCGUCUCCUUCCAUGUUGACAAAGUUCGAGUCAAAGUCCUCGCGUGCAAAGGGCAUUGCCUUUCACCCAAAAAGGCCAUGGAUCCUCGUAUCGCUGCACUCGUCGACUAUCCAGCUAUGGGACUACCGCAUGGGAACCCUCAUCGACCGUUUCGAAGAACACGACGGGCCGGUCCGCGGCGUUGACUUCCACAAGACGCAGCCAUUGUUUGUCUCGGGCGGUGAUGAUUACAAGAUCAAGGUCUGGUCGUACCAGACGCGGCGUUGUCUCUUCACAUUGAACGGCCACUUGGACUAUGUCCGAACCGUCUUCUUCCACCACGAGCUGCCAUGGAUAUUGAGUAGCUCCGACGACCAGACCAUCCGUAUAUGGAAUUGGCAAAAUCGUUCACUGAUCUGCACUAUGACCGGCCACAACCAUUACACCAUGUGUGCGCAGUUCCACCCCAAGGAAGAUUUGAUUGUCUCCGCCUCGCUUGACCAGUCGGUUCGUGUUUGGGACAUUUCAGGAUUGAGAAAGAAGCAUUCGGCACCACAGGCCAUGUCCUUUGAGGACCAAAUGGCACGCGCCAACCAGAACCAAGCAGACAUGUUCGGCAACACAGAUGCCGUUGUCAAGUUCGUCCUCGAAGGCCACGACCGAGGUGUGAACUGGGUCGCAUUCCACCCCACAUUGCCAUUGAUUGUUUCCGCGGGUGACGAUCGCCUCGUCAAGUUGUGGAGGAUGUCAGAAACAAAGGCGUGGGAGGUGGACACUUGCCGGGGACAUUUCCAGAAUGCAUCUGCGUGUUUGUUCCACCCCCACCAGGACUUGAUACUCUCGGUUGGCGAGGACAAGACAAUCCGCGUAUGGGAUCUCAACAGGCGAACAUCGGUCCAAUCUUUCAAGAGGGAGAAUGACCGCUUCUGGGUGAUUGCAGCACACCCUGAAAUCAACCUGUUCGCCGCUGGUCACGACAAUGGAGUAAUGGUGUUCAAGCUGGAGCGCGAGCGACCCGCAUCCGCCGUGUACCAGAACAACCUCUUCUACAUCACCAAGGAGAAGCAUGUACGCUCGUACGAUUUCCAAAAGAACCUCGAGUCGCCGUCAAUGUUGUCCCUCAAGAAGCUAGGAAGCGCCUGGGUACCUCCACGAACACUUUCCUAUAACCCUGCCGAACGCUCUAUCCUGGUCACAUCUCCAGCGGACAGCGGAACAUACGAGCUCAUCAGCCUUCCACGCGACGCUUCAGGAGCAGUAGAACCCACCGACACCAAGCGCGGCUCUGGAAACUCUGCUGUAUUCGUGGCUAGGAACCGAUUUGCAGUCUUCAACCAAUCCAACCAGCAGAUUGAUAUCAAGGACCUCAGCAACUCCACCACCAAGACUAUCAAGCCUCCUCAUGGAACAACUGACAUCUACUUUGGUGGAACCGGCAACUUGCUCUUGAUUACACCUACCUCUGUUGUUCUUUAUGAUAUCCAGGCCAAGAAAAACCUUGCUGAGCUGACCGUUAAUGGCGUAAAGUAUGUUGUCUGGUCAUCAGAUGGACUGCAUAUGGCCCUCUUGAGUAAGCACAAUGUCACAAUUGCGACAAAGAACUUGGAGCAGGUUAGCACUCUGCAUGAGACGAUCCGCAUCAAGAGCGCAGUCUUUGACGAUACCGGUGUCCUGCUUUACUCUACUUUGAACCACAUCAAGUACAGUUUGAUGAAUGGCGACAACGGAAUUGUCCGCACUCUUGAACAAACCGUAUAUCUCGUCAGGGUCAAGGGCCGCAACGUAUACUGCCUGGACCGAGCCGCGAAACCCAAGAUCCUCCAGAUUGACCCUACUGAGUAUCGAUUCAAGCUUGCCCUUGUAAAGCGAAACUACGACGAGAUGCUCAACAUUAUCAAGACUUCAAGCUUGGUUGGACAGAGCAUCAUCUCCUACCUCCAAAAGAAGGGAUAUCCUGAAAUUGCUCUUCAGUUUGUUCAGGAUCCCCAGACACGAUUCGAGCUUGCUAUUGAAUGCGGCAACCUUGAGGUUGCGGUAGAGAUGGCAAAGCAACUUGAUCGCCCCAAGCUCUGGCAGCGAUUGAGCAACGAAGCAUUGGCACACGGCAACCAUCAAACCGUAGAAAUGACAUAUCAGAAACUACGGAACUUUGAUAAGCUGUCGUUCCUCUACCUUACAACAGGUGACCAGGACAAGCUGAAGCGCAUGGCCAAGAUUGCAGAGCAUCGCGGAGACAUGACUGCCCGAUUCCAGAACGCACUCUACUUGGGUGACGUGCAGAAUCGGAUAGAAAUGUUCCAGGAGCUCGACCUUUACCCACUGGCAUAUGCUACCGCUAAAGCCCAAGGCCUCGAGGAACAAGCACAGUCAAUCUUGGAAGCUGCAGGUGUCUCGGAAGACCAAAUCAAGUUGCCUUCGAUAGGCAGUCCUCUCGCACCCGUGAAGCCCAUCGUCCCGACUUACCAGGCAAACUGGCCGACGCGCGCAGCUUCUUCGACUGUCUUCGAGAAGGCUCUUCAAGGCGAGGUUGAAGGCAUUGGAUCCGAGGAGCCUGCAGCCAACGGCUAUGGUGAUGAGGAUCUGCUCGGCGAAGCAGAACCCACUGGUGCUUCAGCCGACCUUGGAGGUGACGAAGAAGAUGACAUCGGCGGAUGGGACAUGGGCGACGAUGCCGAGGUUGAAGCCGAGGACGAUUUCGUCGAGGUUGAGGGUGCUGAAGCCGGUGCUGGAAGCAGCGAAGCCGACCUCUGGGCACGGAACUCACCUUUGGCAGCGGAUCACGUCGCGGCAGGCUCCUUUGACACGGCCAUGCAGCUACUCAACCGUCAAGUCGGUGCAGUCAACUUUGCCCCUCUCGAGGAGCGCUUCCAAGAGAUCUACCAAGCGACACGGACAUUUUUGCCCGCUACGCCCAACAUGCCAUCAUUGGUCAACUACGUGCGAAGGACAGUGGACGAGACGGACUCGCGGAAAAUCCUGCCGAUUAUUCCACGGGAUUUGGAAUCCAUACUGUCUAAUGACUUGACUGCUGGCAAGCAAGCUUUGGUCAAGAACAAGCUGGAAGAUGGUAUUGCGACAUUCAGGAAGCUACUGCAGCUCAUCAUGGUCAACGUUGUCUCGUCUCAAGCCGAGCUCUCUGACGCAAGGAAGGCGAUCAACACUGCUACCCAAUACAUUCUGGCCAUGACCAUUGAGCUGGAGCGCCGCAAGCUGCUCAACGGUGCUACGGACAUCUCUGGUCUCUCUGAUGCGGACAAGAAGCGUGUCCUCGAGCUGUCAGCCUACUUCACCAUUCCCGAGGUUGAAGGCCCACAUAAGUCCAUUCCGCUUUCUGCGGCCAUGAACUUUGCGCACAAGAACAAGCAGCUGAACACUGCGCUCAACUUUGCGAAUGCCCUGCUUGACCGCACUGGCAACGCCAAGAUGAAGGAGUCAGCCAAGCGUGUCAAGACGAUUGCCGAGAGGAAUCCCAGCGACGCGAUUGAGAUUGACUUUGACCAGUUUGCCGACUUUGACAUUUGCGCUGCUAGUCUGACGCCCAUCUACGCUGGACAACCGUCGGUGACGAGUCCGUACAGCGGAGCCAAGUACCACGCUAGGUACAAGGGUACCGUGUGCAAGAUUGAUGGCAUCAGUCAGAUUGGAGCACCGGCCAGUGGACUACGACUUGUUGGUUGA
Molecule: messenger RNA, 3663 nt
Organism: Bipolaris zeicola 26-R-13
Lineage: Eukaryota; Fungi; Ascomycota; Dothideomycetes; Pleosporales; Pleosporaceae
Exons: 9
Coding region: 1-3663 (1220 amino acids)
Biological process (GO): intracellular protein transport; intra-Golgi vesicle-mediated transport; endoplasmic reticulum to Golgi vesicle-mediated transport
Cellular component (GO): COPI vesicle coat
Molecular function (GO): structural molecule activity; protein binding
Source: RefSeq, a predicted model, not a curated record